Messenger RNA from Carassius auratus (goldfish), 1118 nucleotides. It is a transcript of the gene cxcr5, whose product is annotated as chemokine (C-X-C motif) receptor 5. The transcript has 2 exons. Bases 9 to 1103 code for a protein of 364 amino acids. The record is from RefSeq and is a predicted model, not a curated record. Lineage: Eukaryota; Metazoa; Chordata; Actinopteri; Cypriniformes; Cyprinidae. Gene Ontology annotation, biological process: G protein-coupled receptor signaling pathway; immune response; cell chemotaxis. Gene Ontology annotation, molecular function: C-C chemokine binding; C-C chemokine receptor activity. Gene Ontology annotation, cellular component: membrane; external side of plasma membrane.
CCACAAACAUGGAUCAAAUAACAGGGAACAUCAUUCUUGAAGAUUUUGAAAUAGAUUACAAUGACAGUGUGACAGAAGGACCUCCUGAUCCAGUACUGUACACCUGCGACAAUGAAAGUAACCCACUGCAUCUUUUUCACACCGUGUUUCAACCUCUUGUAUAUGGUGUGGUUUUUCUCCUGGGCCUCACAGGAAAUGGCCUCCUCUUGACCGUUCUGCUUAAACGGCGGAGGAACCUGCGCAUCACAGAGAUCUAUCUGCUACAUCUGGCACUGGCUGACCUGCUCCUCCUCAUCACUCUACCGUUUGCGGUUACUGAAGGGGUGGCCGGAUGGCUUUUCGGAAACUUCCUAUGCAAGCUAUUGGGCCUUGUUAAUCGCCUAAAUCUGGUGUGUGGGAGUCUGCUUUUGGCAUGCAUUGGCUUCGAUCGCUACCUCGCCAUUGUGCACGCCAUCCCCAGUCUCCAGACCCGUCGACCUAAGACCGUUCACCUCACCUGUGCACUGCUCUGGCUCCUGUGUCUAUUUGUGACCUUUCCCAAUAUGGUGUUCCUGUCUGUGGAGAAAGAUAAGAACAACCCUUCCAGAUUAUUUUGUUCUUACAACAGCCAUGCCAUCCAUGCAAGCAACUGGAUGCUGACCAGCCGCUUCAUCACACACCUGCUGUGCUUCUUUCUGCCUCUGGUGAUCAUGGGGUACUGCUACACAACUGUAAUCAUCACUCUUUGCCAAAGCCAGAGAAGUCUGGAGAAACAAGGAGCUAUUCGACUGGCCCUACUGGUUACACUGGUUUUCUGCUUGUGCUGGUUACCAUAUAACAUCACCAUUUUCAUGAAUACCUUGGUGGUGUUGGGUGCCAUGCCGGAGACCUGUCAUACUCGCAACACAUUGCAACAGGCGAUAAUAGUCACUGAGAGCAUUGGCUUCUCCCACUGUUGUCUGAAUCCAAUCUUGUAUGCCUUCAUUGGGGUCCGUUUCCGAAGAGACCUCCUGCAGUUGCUUGCAAAGAUAAAGUGUCUGCGUGUAUGUUUGUCAGGUCAGCGCACAAAAAAUUUGAACAGAUUAUCUGUCUCAGAGGCUACUACAAGUAGCCAGUACAUCUAAUAGCAGCUGGAAAAA